AUGUUAAAGUAUGUUAUAUUUGAUAAUUUGACUGACGAGUUUGUGUAUUUACGGGCCUCGCAACGCGCAAGGUCACCUCCGAGAAAACAACGAGUAAAGAGAGCCAUACAGCAACGAAAAUAUGAAGAUGUCAGAAGCUUACUACGCCUUGUUGCAAUAAGUGAAUCCGCAAGUACUUGCGCCGUAUGCAACGCUUCUUUCCCGUUGUCAUCCGAUGCAACAUCCCAUUUCGCGUGUCAAUUGUGCAAUGAAACGUGCUGUAUAAACUGCAAGCGAGACGUGCUGCUGCAAGGAACGGAGCACGAGGCACCAUUGGAUGCGAUUAUGUGUAAAUUUUGCAGCGAGUAUGUCAUGAAGCUGCAAUCAAGUGUAACUCAACAACCGGUGGAAGAAACCUUCAGGCGGCUAAUAAACUCCUUUACAUAUACCCUCCAGCUGUAUAAAAAUAUAGAUGCGUCUUUGCUACAGCUGCAAGGAUAUACUAAAUUGUGCGCUUUACAUCAACGAUUGAAGGAACCUCUACCUGACGGCACAAAAGAGAAGAUUCACAAGUUGAUAGAUGGUGUACUGUCUCAACGCAAAGAAAUAGAUGGUAUAAAGAAUGGUGUUGAUCGUCACAGCUUGGAGCGCACCACAACUAAUUUACAGCAAUCACGCGCAUCGCGUGUACACGCGGGUAUAAAACGCUCCUUGCUCGCACUUUCUAGAGGAGUUCUGUAUAAGACCGUGCCGAGGAUCAGCGAGGUGGUCGGUAACCUCAUGCAAUACGAUUAA
Babesia bigemina is the source of this 774-nucleotide messenger RNA. RefSeq lists its product as hypothetical. The record is from RefSeq and is a predicted model, not a curated record. NCBI's taxonomy places the organism in Eukaryota, Apicomplexa, Aconoidasida, Piroplasmida, Babesiidae. The transcript is spliced from 6 exons. The coding region runs from base 1 to 774 and encodes 257 amino acids.